Syngnathus acus (greater pipefish) is the source of this 3990-nucleotide messenger RNA. It is a transcript of the gene mc1r, whose product is annotated as melanocortin 1 receptor. Gene Ontology annotation, molecular function: melanocyte-stimulating hormone receptor activity. The transcript has 4 exons. Lineage: Eukaryota; Metazoa; Chordata; Actinopteri; Syngnathiformes; Syngnathidae. Gene Ontology annotation, cellular component: membrane. The coding region runs from base 1612 to 2616 and encodes 334 amino acids. The record is from RefSeq and is a predicted model, not a curated record. Gene Ontology annotation, biological process: G protein-coupled receptor signaling pathway.
UGCAGCCCUGAUGGCCCCACCACUCCUGUACAGCCUCCCGGUAAUAAUUCCAAAGGACACAAACCGACACACUUGAUGAGGCUGAAACUAUGAAGCUUGCUGGACUUUUUUUCUCCACACAUUUGACCAACAUUUACCAACAAAUACUAAGUAAAACUGUUGAUGUUCAAAUUGGAUUCUUGUGUCACAUCAUUCUCCAAAUGUUGUAUAAACAAAGUCACCUGAUCUUAAUAUUAGUUAAGUGAGGGUAGUUCCAGAGCACACAUCCUCUUUGUUGUCAUGCUUGGAUAGGAUUGCCUUAGCAAAAAUGUAAUCCAAUAUAGUUUAAAGGCCUUUCAUUAAAACACUGAUGAAUAAACAAUCCCCCUUAAACUACGUAAGCAUUAAUAAUGUAAACAUAUUUUCCAGGUCAAACAAUUCAAAUGUGACCUUAUCAAUUAUUUCCGAUAUGUAGGCCAAUUAUUUCUGCAAAUGUCACAUGCUGAGAAUAUAUUUCUCAAGCCAAAACACACAUUUGAUCUUUAGUGGCCUACUUAUAAAUGUUUACGAUGGAUGUCACGCUUUGCAAAAAGAUGAGACUUAAGUGGUUGAUGUUGCUAUUUAAGUGACAUUUAUGUCCACAUCCUGCGGGCAACCAUAACUUCAUUAUGGCCCUUGAUGGAAACAAGAUUGACCUAUUGCAAUCAGUGACGAAGUGCAGUUCACUUGUAUUUAACUCUUUACUUUCAAUAUUUAUGCAAUCAAUUUUAAGUAUUUGUUGUUAAACAUUCAUUUCAAUUGAAUCAUUUUAAUAGUUUAUCUCUCUCUAUACAGUAUACACACUAAUACCUUUCUAAAUGUGAACUAAGUAGACUAAUUAGUACUGCUUCAGCUUCAUGCAAUUUAAAAAAAAAAAAAAGAUUUUUGCUGUUGCUGAUUUUUGGGGAAGGCGCGCAGAAAUGAAUAGAAAUUCCAUUAAUUCCUAUUGGGGAAAAUGAUUUGAGAUAUGCACCACAAGACAAGAAGAGAUAUUUUGCCCAAGAGGAAUUUAGAAAAAAUAAUAAAAAAUCCUGCAUGUCUACCGUCCGCCACAAUAUUGCGACUGCUUCAAUAUUUUCUAUCAUGCGCUCAUCCUCCGAGUGAUGUCAGCAUACAAGGAGGAGUCUUGUGAAGUCUCACAUGGUGCAUUGGGCCCACUUCAGUUCUCUCCAAGUACAGUCUUCCAUCAUCCUGUUGCUCUCGGUGCUUUCUGCAAAGAAGCUCUCUUGUUAGGUGGGACAGGCGCCUUCAGCGUGCCCAAGGCAAAAAACAUGAUUUGGGAAAAGUACAUGUUCUGGAUGUUGGUGUUUGUCAGCUUGCAUUCAUAAAGAAGCCGAAGACAUUCACUUUUCGCCUGGAUUGAUUGCGACUGGAACUCAAAUGAUGAAUUAUAUUUGGCCAUUGCUGAGACGGUAUCUGGAACCAAUUUGAUGGCAUCUGCUCCAUUCAGGCAAAAUAGUGUGUCUGCCGGGGGUCAAGAAAUAUUCUGAGGGAAGCCUGAAGGUAUUGUUCUUUCACAGACCAGUAUUUGGAACUGUUCAUAAUUCCGUCUGCCUUGACUAAAGCUAGGUAGAAAAACAUCCCCAAAGCACAAUGCUGCCACCACCAUGCUCCACUGCAGGAGCUAUGGAGUUUUCAAACAGAUCCCACAACAACUUCUUCAUGCACCAUGACUACCUUAGCGACUUCCCGGAAGGUAAUGAGACCAACUCGACUGGGGCUGAACCCAACUCGCCGGGCUGCUUCCAGCUGCAGAUCCCGCAGGAGCUCUUCCUGUCACUGGGCCUCAUCAGCCUGGUGGAGAAUAUCCUCGUCAUAGUGGCGAUCGUCAAGAACCGAAAUCUACACUCGCCCAUGUACUACUUCAUCUGCUGUCUGGCCGUAUCGGACAUGCUGGUGAGCGUCAGUAACGUGGUGGAGACCAUCGUUAUGCUUCUGCACGACCACGGCCUUCUGGACGUGCAACCGGGAAUGCUGCGGCACCUGGACAACGUGAUCGACGUGAUGAUCUGCAGCUCGGUGGUGUCGUCGCUAUCCUUCCUGAGCACCAUCGCGGCCGACCGCUACAUCACCAUCUUCUACGCACUGCGCUACCACAGCAUCAUGACCACGCAGCGCGCCGUGGGCAUCAUCGUGGCGGUGUGGCUGGCCAGCCUCACCUCCAGCAUCUUCUUCAUCAUCUACCACACGGACAAUGCAGUCAUCGUGUGCCUGGUGACCUUCUUCUGCUCCAGCCUGGUUUUCAACGCUGUGCUCUACCUGCACAUGUUCCUGCUGGCGCGCAUACACUCGCGCAGCAUCACCGUCAACUUCAACAAUAAGCGACGCCCGUCCACCAGCACGAAAGGCGCCAUCACGCUCACCAUCCUUCUGGGCGUCUUUAUCGUGUGCUGGGGACCCUUCUUCCUGCACCUCAUUCUCAUCCUUACCUGCCCCACCAACCCCUUCUGUAACUGCUUUUUCCGGAACUUUAAUCUGUUCCUUAUCCUGAUCAUCUGUAAUUCACUCAUAGACCCGCUCAUCUAUGCCUACAGAAGCCAAGAGCUGCGCAAAACUCUUCGGGAGCUGCUCCUGUGCAGCUGGUUCUUUAGUGUUUGACACUUUUCCGUGCGAGAAGGAAGCAUCACACAGCUGCCGUUCCACUGACUGUUACUGUUCAGUCCAGUUCGGAAACCUUGAUCUGGCUGGUGUUGCUGAUGAGUGCCCAUCUUUGCCACAUCAUUUUCAUUGAAGAAAUAAAUAAAGCUGUGACUUUGACAUCAACCUCAAUUGCACCAAUGCCACACAAAAAAUGAACUCAUUCUGUAUUUUAUCUUUAAGUCACAAAAGUCAAAUUAUUAUUAAUGACGUAUUAUUGGGGCAAUUGACUUGAACUUGCCAAUGAGUUCAACAAACAAGGACCCUCCACUGUUUACAAUGAACUCAAGCAGUAUCUACUACUCUGCCUUACUGUAUAUUUUCAAAAGCCCCCCCAUCUAUUAUAUUGUCAACACGGAAGUGGAAAUUAUUUGUUAACCACUCAUUUACAAUGCCUUGCAUCAUUAAGAACCAGUUCAAUGCCUCCCUUUUACAAAACUAGCAUUGGCUUGUUCAGGAAUAUUUUUUGUCUCCCCAAAUACAUUUAUGUGGAACCAAUUGGCAUUAAAUGCUCCUCAAAGUCAACCUUAACUGUUGUGCUUGGUCUUGAUAACAAAGUUCUCUUUUUUCUCUGUGUGUUUGUUGUAGCAACCGAUACUCAAUCACGACGGUUCAAAAGUGAUGCCCGUGAAGAACCGAGCCUGUUACGCCCGGAUAUCUAUUAAGUGCAUGUCUUUGAAAGCCAUUUCCACGCACAUGUUCAGCCGCUGUGACUGGCAACACAUGACUCGGACCUUUCAUCAUUGUUGGGUGGAAUGUCCCCAGUUUGACUGCUCAUAAAAGGAUUGAAAUUGGCACAAAUAUAAAGAUUUAACUGAAAUUCAUUUCAAUUAUGAUGCAUAUAUUGUAUUGCCUGAUAGUCAUUUAUUGAAUGUAUACAAUUGGGCUUUAUUGUAUGCGCUGCCGCUUGGCAAGCACUGUCGACAGUGUUUUUACAUCUUAUUACUCCCUUAAAAGUAGUGACAUCACGUUGCUCUAGUCCUCUCUCCUAUGCAGCUCUGUUCACUUUGCAGGUCGUGUAUCUGAUUUCAUGACAUGUGCAAAGGCUGAGAACCAAUAUAGAUGAACUACAAUGUAAGUGUUUCAUAAAUGGGGCACAUUUAGGCCGACAAGAUUUUGUUCCACGAAGUUGGAAUUAUUAAGUCGAAUGACUUUUAUUUAGCUGAGGAGCACUGGUAAACAAGCAUUUUGCUUAAAUUGAAUGUAAAUGCUGUGGUUAUUACAAGGCCGAGCCAAAAGUCAGACAUAGACUUCAUAUUGAUGUUAGGUACUCCUGUGUAGAUUGUAAAUAUUUACAUGUUGUCUUCUUUGUCUCAAAUAAAGAUAUCAUAACAA